CUCUCUCUCUCUUCUUUCUCUCUCUUACACACACAGAAAGAGACCACUUUAUUAUAUUCUAUCAGAUCUAACCUCCAAAUACAGCUGAGGUUUAUGUUGUUUUUGUUCUUGAUGAAGAUCACAGGAGCCCAUCAACAUCCCUCUCAUUGUCCAUCAACCCCAUGCAUGAAACAAAUGAAUUUCAUCACUGUCUCUGCCUCUGCAAAAGGAAACUGAACAACAACUCAAAACAAUAUAUUACAGCCCACACAACUGAUUUUCCCUGUUCCUUUUCUGACAACUAGCUACCUAGGGUUUUUGUUAAUCUUUAUAGCUGGAUGAUGUCGCCUGAUAACAAACCGGCGGCGACGAAGCCCGGAGGAAAGGACGAAUCGCAGAGCUCCAACGCCGCCCGUAAAGCAGCCUCAUCCAGGCCCCAAGACCCGCCGCUUAAGUGCCCACGAUGUGAUUCCCCCAACACCAAGUUCUGCUACUACAACAACUACAGCCUCACGCAGCCGAGGCACUUCUGCAAAACGUGCAGAAGGUACUGGACCAAAGGCGGCGCCCUGCGCAACGUACCCAUAGGCGGUGGCUGCCGGAAAAACAAGAAGAUGAAGUCUUCUCCACGGCUCUCCUGCGACUCAAAGGACUCCAGCGGGUCGUCUGAUGUUGGUGGGUUGAAAUUCUUCCAGGGCAUCGCGCCAGCCAUGGAUUUUCAGCUCGGAGGUGCAGGGAUAAGCUUCCCGGCCAGGCUCAACACCUCCCCGAAUACUACUGGUCUGUACAACCAGUUCUCUUCAUUUGGGGAAAUAUCAAACACCUGUGGCGCAAUUUCUUCAACCCCAUGUUUCAAUCUUGAUUCUUCUGUAAUUGGAUUCAACAGUACUACUUUCCCUAAUUUCAAACAAGGAGAUCAAGGAAAUAUGAACUCUCCUGGAUUUCAUCAAGAACUGGGAUCUAUGAACAUCCACAGCAGCCUGGCUUCCUCCAUUGAAUCCUUGAGUUCUAUCAACCAAGACCUGCACUGGAAAUUACAGCAGCAAAGACUAUCCAUGCUCUUUGUUGGUGAUCAUACUCAGAAAACAAACACUAAUCUCCCAAUAUCUCUUGAUCAAACCCUUGUUCAGAAACCCCAGCCCAUUUUGUUCCAGAACCUGGAAAUCUCAAAACCACAAGAAUCUUGCAGAAUUGGGACAACAAAAGAGUCUGGAAACCUGUCAACUGAGUGGUUCUUUGAUAAUUCUUAUGCAAGUGUUGCUCCAACCCCAGCAACAAGCAGCAGCAAUGUAAAUGAGAAUACCAGCAACUGGAGUGGGAUUCAAGCAUGGAGUGAUUUGUCCCAAUAUUCUUCACUUCCAUAGGAAUUCACAGUACUGAUCAUCAACAAUCAGGUCAAAGAUAUCGAAAAGAGGUGCAAAAAGGGAGAGAAGAAGGUAGCUUUUGAUCAGCUUUAUUCCAUCAGUAGGAAGAGAUGAUGAUGUGAUGAGUUAAAGAUUACAAUUAAGAAAUGUUAAUUUGUUGUUGUAGUUAGUGAUCAUGAUCAUAAUUAAAUUAAUGUCUUUUUCAUUUGAAUUUUCAUGUCCCAUAUGUAAAUAUGGCAGAAUUGCCUUGGAGAAUUUAAUUAAUUAUAA
Molecule: messenger RNA, 1613 nt
Organism: Sesamum indicum (sesame)
Lineage: Eukaryota; Viridiplantae; Streptophyta; Magnoliopsida; Lamiales; Pedaliaceae
Product: dof zinc finger protein DOF5.7
Biological process (GO): regulation of DNA-templated transcription
Molecular function (GO): DNA binding; DNA-binding transcription factor activity
Source: RefSeq, a predicted model, not a curated record